Molecule: messenger RNA, 1326 nt
Organism: Cucumis sativus (cucumber)
Lineage: Eukaryota; Viridiplantae; Streptophyta; Magnoliopsida; Cucurbitales; Cucurbitaceae
Exons: 7
Coding region: 1-1326 (441 amino acids)
Source: RefSeq, a predicted model, not a curated record
AUGUCGUUGCGACCUGAAGAGUUAGUUAUUCUUGAACCUGGUAAUGAUGGAGAUAGUGAUAUAGAUGUAGAAGUCGAUGAACUAUUUGAUAGAAAUUCGAAUCAAACCAACAUUUGUGGAAUAUUCGAUGCAAACAGUGGAGUAAUGGUUGCAACUGGAGGUUACGUGCUACGAAGUUUAGAUUCAAAUUUCAUGAGUGUUCAAAUUCAAAACAUGGUGAAAGCUGAUCCUACUAUUACUGUGCCUGUGCUUGUGGAAAUCAUAAAACAACAAUACGGUUACAGUGUUAAGUAUGAACGAGUUUGGCAAGCAAAGAAAAAAGCUUUGAUAACAGUUUUUGGUGAUUGGGAGAAAUCAUAUAAUGAGCUUCCAUACUGGUUGAGUGCCGUUGUACAUUAUAAUCCGGGAACUCGAGUUGAUUGGUCAUUUGGUCCUGCAAUAGAAGGGUUCAAGCAUUGUAGACCAUUAAUUCAGAUCGACGGAACCCAUUUGUAUGGAAAGUAUAAGGGAAAAAUGUUAACUGCCUUAUCGAUUGAUGCAAAUGGUCAUAUAUUUCCUCUUGCAUUUGCUAUAGUGGAAGGGGAAAACACGUCUAGUUGGUCAUGGUUUCUUCAUGCACUUUGCGAAUAUGUUACUGAUCGAUAUGGUAUUUGCUUGAUCUCUGACAGACAUAGGGGCAUUCUUUCUACCAUUAACAAUGAAGAGGUAGGUUGGAGUGAACCUCGAGCUGUCCAUCGAUAUUGUCUUCGUCAUGUUGCUAGCAACUUCAAUCAGAAAUAUAAAUCAAAGCAACUGAAAGACUUGGUGUUUAGGGCAGAUAUUGACGUGGAAAAAUGGACUCAGUCACAUGACAAUGGGUCUCGAUAUAGGUGGAUGACAAGCAAUGCAGCUGAAUGUAUGAACGGUGUAUUUAAAGGAGCUCGAAUGUUACCCAUCACUUCUUUGGUUAGACUAACAUUUUAUCGCACAAUCCUUUAUUUCGAACGUCGGCGAGCUGAGAUAAGUGAAGCACUCGAUCGUGGUGAUAUUUAUACGGAAUAUGCGAUAAGAAAGCUUAAGAAGUGGGAAAAACGAGCUUCUGCACAUUCAGUGACAUCCAUUGAUAGAGAAACCCAGACAUUUGAGGUUCACACGGGUAUGAGUAUGAUUUCUCCAUACAAAGGCCAACACACACAGGUUAUUUGCAUAAUGGAACCUGGGCCAAGUGAUCCUACACAGCUAUAUCUACAACCAUCCCAUCGUUCACAGUUUAUUUGGGAGGCCUCCUGCACAGUUGUUUUGAGUUGUCGACGAAGAGAGGCUGCUGGAUUUCUAGGGGCUUCCUAA